GCGCGCAGCGCUCCAUGUGGCUCCGUUCGUGUCCGUGCCGAGCGUGGGUACUUCACCCGUGUCUCCUUCGCUGCCGGAACCGUCCCGGGGAUUCAAGGCGCAAAUACUUGCGGACAGACUUUCCACUUCCGCUUCAGAGUGUUCCUCAGGUCUACGCGGUACAUCCGACAUCCGGCCGGCCGAGGUGCCACCCAGGGAGUAACCAUGGGAAGAACCUUGAUAAAAGAUCAAAGGGAGAGUAAGAAAGAGAAAUCAGGAAGGAUUCAUCCAUCAGCAGAUUCUUCGCUCGCUAAAAAAGAGACCUUUAGCUGGGAGGACUAUCUGAAGGAAACCUUGUCAUUACCAGCUCCUCCAAGCUGUUUCAGACAGUCCAGAGUCCCACCUACCAACGAGUUCAAGGUUGGCAUGAAGCUGGAGGCCCGCGAUCCACGCAACACCACCUCCGUGUGCAUCGCCACGGUGAUGGGCCUGGCAGGCGUGAGGCUGCGUCUGCGACUGGACGGCAGCGACAACACGAAUGACUUCUGGAGGCUGGUGGAUUCCUCUGACAUCCAGCCCAUCGGCACAUGUGAGAAGAAUGGGGACAUGCUGCAGCCGCCGCUGGGGUUCAGAAUGAACGCUUCCUCGUGGCCCAUGUUUCUGCUGAGAACCUUAAGUGGAGCAGAGAUAGCACCAUCCACUGCUUUUAAAAAGGAGCCCGAGAAGCCCCAUUACAACGCUUUCAAACCCGGGAUGAAACUGGAGGCUGUGGACAGGAAGAACCCGUACCUCAUCUGCCCCGCCACCAUCGGUGAGGCGAAGGGUGCCGAGGUCUUCGUCACGUUCGACGGCUGGAGAGGAGCCUUCGACUACUGGUGCAAGUACGACUCGCGGGACGUCUUCCCCGUGGGCUGGUGCUCCAUGACCAAACACAGCCUGCAGCCGCCUGGCAACAGCUUCGCAGUCGCCCUCCCCAAGAGCCCCGCCGCCUCCAGCUGCUUCCCGUUGAGGCCAGCCAGGCGCUCCAUGCAGUCGCCGUACAGGCUGAGCACCCCGCUGCCCCCCCUGCCAGUGAGGAAGGGGGUGCGAGGGCGACGCCCCAAGAGCCAGACCCUGGCUCUGCUCAAGGCGGCAGCAGAGGCAGCAGCAGCCCAGAACGGAAGUUCUCCGACCGCGACCGUCAGGACUGCGUCCUGCACCCAGCUUGCUCCCAGGCCUCACAAGAAAAGGGGCCCCAAACCUGGGAGCAAGAGGAAGCCUCGAGUGGUCAAGGCACCCUCCCCGUCCGCUGCACCCGAGACACGGCUGUCCAGCGGUCAGACCCUGAAGAAUGGACGCCACCACCUCAACAGCAGUCCGGCUGUCACCUCCACAGUGUGUGUCUAUGUCAACAAGCAUAGUAGCUGUGGCCCCCACCUGGACCGCAAGCUGAUGCAGCAGCUGCCCGACCACUUUGGCCCGGGCCCGGUGAACGUGGUCCUGCAGCAGGCGGUCCAGGCAUGCGUGGACUGCGCCCAUCAGCCCGAGGCCCUCUUUGGUUUCCUGCAGUCUGAAUCGGAUGGGGGUGAAGUCAUUAAAGUGUGCCUCGAUGGCGGGACCCACCUGGUGCAGCUGCCCGUGGCCAACAGCGCCUCCUUUGUGCUGCGCUUCCUCGAGACGCUGUGUCACCACCUGCAGUGCGAGAACCUGUUCAGCAGCCAGCCGUUCAGCCCCUACACCACGCCGGCCCACAACACCUACGAAAGGGGGAAGUCAGUGAAAGAGGAGGCCUUGGAGGCGCUGUCCAUCAACCGGGGAGCCAAGCACUUCCCCAGAGACUCGUCCCCCUACCCAACGCCACUGUCACCCAAGCUCCUACGCAAAGAGGCACACCCCUCCGAAGCAGAGACCCUCCCCCACGAAGAGAGUGGUGUGCUGAAGGAGCGCUUUCCUGAAGAGUCCAUGGACUCAGCCAGCAACUCCAUGACCCCCCGCCCCCCGACGCUGCGCAGCUCAUCGGAGUACCGGCCCUCAGCCAGCAGCCCGUACUACCCUAGUCAGCCACCGCCCCUGCGACGCCACUCCUCGAACCCCCCGGAGUUGGGGUCCGCACGCAUUCACAGACGAGUGGAAGGUAGUGUUUCACCACGGUCACCACAGGCAGCCAGCUCCACUACUGGUCCCGACACCCAGACGGCGGACAGGGAAGCGUCUCAGCGACCCAGCCACUGUCCGUCCUCCUGGUCCAUCGAAGAGGUGAUACAGUUUGUGCGGGACGCUGACCCCCUCGCGCUGGGCCCCCACGCGGAGCUUUUCCGGAAACACGAGAUUGACGGCAAGGCCCUGCUGCUGCUGCGGAGCGACAUGGUGAUGAAGUACAUGGGCCUGAAGCUCGGACCCGCGCUCAAACUUUGCUACCACAUCGAGAGGCUCAAACAGGGCAAGGCUUAGCAGGAGCAGCUGUGCAGCACAGGAGCCCUUCACCAGGGGGCGCUCUUUCCAACCUCAGCAGCUGCUCCGAACACCAAAGGAACAUUCCGCCCUCACGUCUCUUCAGAAAGGUGCUUUUUCCUUUGUUUUUUGUAAAGACUUUAUUUAUAUACUGCAGAGACCACUGUACCUCGUUUGCUCACGAGUUUACCACAGUAUUGACUCCCAGCUGAAUCCCAAAGGACAAUCCGUCAAGUGUUUACACUGCAUGUGAAUAGUACAUGCAUAGUGACUUUUCCAUUUUUACUUUUUUAACGGUUCAUGUAUCUAUUUGAGCCUCAGAAAUUGGGAACUGUUUUCCUCUUUGUAUUAUUCACGUAAAAUGAAGGGGCUACUUUUAAUCAGCGUUUCUUUUUUUGAUAGUUUUUACUUUUUUGUUAACAAGGGCGUAUUAUUCUUAAAUGAAAAAGCAAACAAAAACAUGUAGUUUAUUUUCAUUUCUUCCUGUUGGAUAGUUUCUAGCUGAAAGUCACGUGGGAAAGUUACCUUUUUUUUUU
Molecule: messenger RNA, 2945 nt
Organism: Scleropages formosus (Asian bonytongue)
Lineage: Eukaryota; Metazoa; Chordata; Actinopteri; Osteoglossiformes; Osteoglossidae
Product: Scm polycomb group protein like 2
Exons: 15
Coding region: 205-2409 (734 amino acids)
Biological process (GO): negative regulation of DNA-templated transcription
Cellular component (GO): nucleus
Molecular function (GO): chromatin binding; histone binding
Source: RefSeq, a predicted model, not a curated record